Molecule: messenger RNA, 2606 nt
Organism: Microplitis mediator
Lineage: Eukaryota; Metazoa; Arthropoda; Insecta; Hymenoptera; Braconidae
Gene: Cad96Ca
Product: tyrosine kinase receptor Cad96Ca
Exons: 6
Coding region: 408-2429 (673 amino acids)
Biological process (GO): protein phosphorylation; multicellular organism development; cell surface receptor protein tyrosine kinase signaling pathway
Cellular component (GO): membrane; signaling receptor complex
Molecular function (GO): calcium ion binding; ATP binding; transmembrane receptor protein tyrosine kinase activity
Source: RefSeq, a predicted model, not a curated record
UGUAUCUACUCUCAUAGUGAUAUUAUCAUCUUGAAACUUGUCGAUAUUAAUAAGUGUGGAAUGUCAAUAUUUUUUAAAGUAAUUAAUGGGUUCAAAAAUAAAAAAAAAUAUUUUUCUUUUUAAACAAUUAUUAAUAGAAGAAAUGAUGGAUUAAAAUAUAAAACUAAUGUGUAUGCUACAUUGAUUUAAUAGUAGUGUAAUGUUCAAAUACUGUAAAUUUAAAAAUUUAAAAACAAAAAUAAAUAAUCGUUUAAUAUGUUAUUUAAAUUAAUAAAUUUAAAUUGAGAGAAAUAUAAUUAAUAUAAAACAAUAAUAAUAAGUAGGUCGUGAAAAUACCGACGACAUAUUAUUUUAUUUUUAUUAUAUAUUUUUCUGCCUGGUAUCGUGUGUGUGGUAAAUGCAGUGCAAUGAUCAUAAGAUGGAUCAUUGUCGUCGUUACAGCGACUUGCCUAGUUUUUAAUUGUACAAGUGGUCAAUUGACUGAUAAUACUCCACCGGUAAUGAGAUUAGAUAGAAAUUGGAUUUUAUUAGAUUCUGAGCCUAUAGGAAGUAUUGUCACCCGAGUUCAUGCUAAAGAUAAUGAACAAGAUAAAUUAAUUUAUGGACUUGAAUCAUUAGAUCACAAUUAUAAUAAUGGUGAUUUAACUCUAACAACUACAGGUUCACUAUCCCCUUUACCUUUUUCUAUUGACAAUAAAACUGGAGUUAUCUAUAUUAAUGAAACACUUAAAGGACGGGGCGGUGAAAAUUUAUAUCUGUAUGUAACUGUUUCCGAUGGACAAUUAACAGCUAAAAAUGAAGUAUAUGUUAUAAUAAAAAAUAGUUCAUUGCCAUCAUCAGCUGAUAAUAAUAAUAAUAAUUAUGGAUCACCAUUUUCUUCAAAUAAUAAACAUCAUAUUAAUUCAGGAUUAAAUCAACAUCAACCAAUACGUGGACCACCUUUCCUUGUUCAUUUUUCAAAUUCUCCAUUGUCCCCAUUUAAACGACCUAGUAUUAAUUUAACAAAUACUCAACAAAAAACUACAAUAUUACGACCCGCUCAAAUUGAUAUUAAUAAUAAUGAAUUAGACGAAUUAUCUACUACUAAUGUCAAGACAACGACAUUAUCAAACAUGAAUGUUUAUAAUAAUUCGCUGGAAUCUACAAAUGUUGAAGCUAAUAAAGAAAAUUAUUCAUAUCAAUCUAUAACUAUGACAACUUUUAUAACAAUUAUAGCAAUCUGUGCAGUUAUUUUUGGUUUAGGAAUGGGUAUCUGGUCUAUAAAGGGUAAAAUUUGUAGUUCACAUAAAAAAUCUAUAAAUACGAAAGAACAAAUAGCUGUUGGUGUAUCAGAUAUUUCAUCAACUAAUGAACCUUCAUUAAUUUUAAAAAACUGGCACAAUUCAAAAUUUUCAUCAAAUAAAUAUCAAGAAUGGAAUAAAAAUAGUAAUUGUAAUAUCAAUAAUAGUAAUAAUAAUAAUAAAACAUCAGCUACAGAAUGUAUUAAAAAACAAGAUGACAAAUGGGAAUUUCCACGUCACAGACUCAAAGUGUUUUGUAUUCUGGGAGAAGGAUGUUUUGGACAAGUGUGGAAAUGUGAAGCACUUGACAUAGAUCGAACCAAUAGCGGAAAAACUUCAGUGGUUGCUGUUAAAACAUUAAAAGAGAAUGCUACUGAACGAGAAAGAUUAGAUUUAGCCCAAGAAUUAAGUGUUAUGAAAACACUAGAACCACAUCCAAAUGUUGUUAAAUUAUUGGGUUGUUGUACUGAACGAGAACCAAUAUUUGUUAUUAUGGAGUACAUUAGUGGAGGUAAAUUGCAAAGUUUUUUGCGUAAUAUGAGAGAAGAAAGAAAUUGUGGUAGACCUGGAUUAACAUCAAGUGAUCUUACUGGCUUUGUUUAUCAGGUUGCUAAAGGAAUGGAAUUUUUAGCAUCAAAGGGUAUUAUUCAUCGUGAUUUAGCAGCUCGUAAUAUUUUAAUAGACAAUAAUAGAGCUUGUAAAAUAGCUGAUUUUGGUUUUGCUCGAGAUAUUGCUGUAAAUAAAAUAUACGAACGUAAAUCAGAAGGACGACUACCAAUAAGAUGGAUGGCCCCCGAAAGUCUUUAUGAUAAUAUGUUUUCAGUUAAAUCAGAUAUUUGGAGUUUUGGAGUAUUGAUAUGGGAAAUAGUUACUCUAGGUUCAACACCUUAUCCGGGUAUGGGAGCUGCCGAAGUAAUGAGAAAAAUUAAAGAGGGCUAUCGACUUGAGCGACCAGAGCAUUGCAAAAGAGAACUAUAUAACAUUAUGUAUUAUUGUUGGGACAAAGAUCCAUCAUGUAGACCUUCCUUUGGAGAGCUUGUUGUUAUGGCAGAAGGACUUUUACUUGAUGAAAUUGAUUAUAUUGAACUUGAUCGAUUUCCCAAUCAUUCUUAUUACAACGUUCUUAAUUUAAGCGGCGAAAAACUGUAAUACAUUACUUUUUUUUUUAACAACAAUGACAACAAUCGAAAGAUCUGUAUACUUUUUUAUUAUAUAACAAUCCGUCCAAAAGUGUCUAAUAAUAUUUUAAUUCUAUAAUAAGAAUAAUAAUAAUAAUAACAUUUAAUACUCGUAUAUAUAAUAUACAUACAUACAUUCAUAAAUUAA